UGUCCUUAAUAGACUCCAGGAGUCCUCAGUCAGACUUUUCUUCUGCAGAGGACCUCUGGGAAAGCCUGGAAAAAGCAAGUGGUAAACCUAUUGCUGCUGUGAUGAAUACAUGGACCAAACAAAUGGGAUUUCCGCUCAUUUAUGUGGAAGCUGAACAGCAAGAAGAUGACAAAGUGUUGAAGUUAGUCCAGAAGAAAUUCUGUGCCAGUGGACCAUAUACUGGGGAGGAUUUCCCCAUGUGGAUGGUCCCCAUAAGUAUUUGUACGAGUGAUGACCCCACCUGUGCUAAAAUGCAAAUAUUGAUGGACAAACCAGAGCUCACCUUGGUUUUGAAAGACAUCAAACCAGACCAGUGGGUGAAGUUAAAUCUGGGAACAGUAGGGUUUUACCGUACUCAGUACAGCCCUGACAUGCUGGAGAGUUUAAUACCAGCGAUCAAAGACCUCUCCCUACCCCCUGUGGACAGGCUUGGCCUGCAGAACGAUCUUUUCUCUCUGGCCCGAGCUGGAAUCAUUAGCACUGUAGAGGUUCUGAAAGUCAUGGAAGCUUUUGUGAAUGAGCCCAAUUACACUGUGUGGAGCGACCUCAGCUGCAACCUGGGGAUCCUCUCAACGCUCUUGUCCCACACAGACUUCUAUGAGGAAAUCCAGGUGUUCGUGAAAGAUGUCUUUUCACCAAUAGGGGAGAGACUGGGAUGGGACCCCAAACCUGGAGAGGGUCAUCUAGAUGCCCUUCUGAGGGGUCUGGUCUUGGGCAAACUAGGAAAAGCUGGGCACAAGGCAACAUUAGAAGAAGCCCGACGCCGAUUUAAGGACCACGUGGAAGGAAAGCAUGUGCUGUCAGCCGAUCUGAGGAGUCCUGUAUAUGUAACUAUUUUGAAGCACGGAGAUAGUACUACUUUAGACACUAUGCUGAAGCUUCACAAGCAAGCAGACAUGCAGGAGGAGAAGAACCGAAUUGAGCGCGUUCUCGGAGCCAUCUCUCAACCAGAACUGAUUCAAAAAGUUCUCACCUUUGCACUUUCAGAAGAGGUACGUCCCCAGGACACGGUAUCUGUUAUUGGUGGAGUUGCUGGAGGCAGCAAGCAGGGAAGGAAAGCUGCUUGGAAAUUUGUAAGGGACAACUGGGAGGAACUUUAUAAUCGAUACCAAGGUGGAUUCUUAAUAUCCCGACUAAUAAAGCUAACAGUGGAUGGAUUUGCAAAUGAUAAAAUGGCUGCAGAAGUUAAGGCCUUCUUUGAGAGUCACCCAGCUCCAUCGGCAGAACGCACUGUCCAGCAGUGCUGUGAAAAUUUGGCUUGGCUGAAGCGGGACGCCGAGAACAUCCACCAAUAUUUCCUGCAGCGCAAGGCCCCGCCAGCCAUGGUGUGAAUCUGUGCAUGCCACUGCUGCAGUCCUGCUGCCGCCUCAUGGGGAGAGGGAGGAGCUACCCAACAGCUGAUUCAUAUGCCAAGAAUUUGGAGUCUUUUUCUCAAACCAAUGGGGAUUGGACAAUGAAUGUAGUUAACUGGUUCCUGCUCACACUCCAGAUUGAAAUUCUAUUAAAAUUAUCAACAAUUCAGCAAAAAAAAAAAAAAGAAAAAAGAAAAAAGAGAGAAAAAUCUGUAAAUAUGAUAGUAAUAAAAUAGAGCAUAACAAAACUGUGAAACUUCCUCAAGCCUUGUCAGUGGUUAAAAUAUUUAACACCCCCCCUCCUGACACUCUUAUUGACA
Messenger RNA from Mesitornis unicolor (brown roatelo), 1711 nucleotides. RefSeq names its product puromycin-sensitive aminopeptidase-like. The record is from RefSeq and is a predicted model, not a curated record. Gene Ontology annotation, cellular component: cytoplasm. Lineage: Eukaryota; Metazoa; Chordata; Aves; Mesitornithiformes; Mesitornithidae. Gene Ontology annotation, biological process: proteolysis; peptide catabolic process. Gene Ontology annotation, molecular function: metalloaminopeptidase activity; peptide binding; zinc ion binding.